Molecule: messenger RNA, 2494 nt
Organism: Nothobranchius furzeri (turquoise killifish)
Lineage: Eukaryota; Metazoa; Chordata; Actinopteri; Cyprinodontiformes; Nothobranchiidae
Product: TNF receptor-associated factor 2
Biological process (GO): protein K63-linked ubiquitination; positive regulation of canonical NF-kappaB signal transduction; tumor necrosis factor-mediated signaling pathway
Cellular component (GO): cytosol; cytoplasmic side of plasma membrane
Molecular function (GO): ubiquitin-protein transferase activity; zinc ion binding; tumor necrosis factor receptor binding
Source: RefSeq, a predicted model, not a curated record
UCUAGUGGCAUGAGGACGCACUCUACACUGACGCUUUCUCGUGCUCGAACCCCAGGUAUCCCUGCCGUCUCACGCACACGCCUAGUGUGUCUGUGAGCUGUAGGCUGGUGUCGUUCUGGGCCUCGGUGUAAUAACAACCCGGAACGAUGGUUCGCAGCGGCAGCUUCAUAGCGGCUGUCUCUGAACCACUCCCGUUGUAGUGAACACAUCCCGCUGACCCCGGUAGAUCCUGUGUUCGGGGGCAGCCAUGGCUGCACCAGAACCGUCCCCGCCGUCUUCCCAGGAGGGAAAUAAACCGGGCUUCCCAAAGAAAAUUCUGGCCAACAAUCUCGAAGACAAGCAUUUGUGCAACUCGUGUCAGAAAAUCCUGCGACGGCCCCUACAAGCCCAGUGCGGUCACCGCUUUUGUUCGUUUUGUUUCAUCAAAACUGUCAGCUCUGGACCACAAAAAUGCAGUGCAUGCAUCGAAGAAGACCUGUUUGAGGAACCCACUUCCAUCCUUAAGCUAGGUGGUGCAUUUCCAGACAAUGCAGCUCGGAGAGAGGUGGAGGCCCUGGCAGCACUCUGUCCCAAUGAGGGAUGCACAUGGACUGGAACUGUCAAAGACUUUGAGGCUGACCAUGAGGGCAACUGUGACUUCAUGAUCAUUAUGUGUCCGUCCUGCAAAGAGCUGAUGAGAGCUAAUGAACAGGAACGCCACAAUGAAAGGGAAUGUCCAGAGAGGACGCUAAACUGCAAAUACUGCAAAGAACCCUUCUUGUUAAAGAACAUCAAGGCUCAUGAUGAAAUCUGUCCAAAGUACCCUAUGAUUUGUGAGGGUUGUGCAAAGAAAAAGAUUCCUCGAGAAAAGUAUGUGGACCAUAUUAAGUUCUGCAGUAAAUUUAAAACCCCAUGCAGAUUUCAUGUUGUUGGCUGCAAUACGUCUGUUGAGAAAGAGAAGAUUCAUGACCAUGAGUGUCAGUGUUCUUACGAGCACCUUAACCUGCUUCUGCAGUUCAUCAUGGGCAUCAAGGUGAGUCUGGAAAGCCUGCAGCCCCAGAGCUUGGAGGUGGCUAGCAAGAGGUUACAGGAGCUCCACCAGUCCCUCCGAGGCUUGGAGCUGAAAAUGAGCAAGCUGGGUGGAGGUGCUGCAGCUUCCAUGCAGGGUGCGAUCACCCCGACCCUGUUGACCUCUUUCACCCCCUUGUCCAGCGCUGUGGCUAUCACGCUGGAGCUGCAGCUUCAGAAUGAGAAGAAAAAGGUGGCUGAACUGAGCCAGCGCUGCCAGGAGCUGGAGCUCAAAGUGAGCACUUUUGAAAACAUCAUCUGUGUCCUGAAUCGAGAAAUGGAACGUUCCAGCACUACCAUGGAGGCUUACAACCGCCAGCAUCGACUAGACCAGGACAAGAUUGAAAUCCUCAACAACAAGGUGCGUCAGCUGGAACGCACGGUAAGCCUAAGGGACCUAUCCAUCGUGGAGAUGGAGGGCAAGAUGAGAGAGAUGUCUGCAUCCACAUAUGAUGGCAUCUUCAUCUGGAAGAUCUCAGACUUCACCAAGAAAAGGCAGGAUGCGGUGGCCGGCCGUGCUCCAGCUAUGUUUUCUCCUGCAUUCUAUACCAGUAAAUACGGCUACAAGAUGUGCCUGCGGAUCUACCUGAAUGGUGACGGGACCGGACGGGGAACCCACCUGUCCCUGUUUUUUGUGGUGAUGAGAGGGCAUAGCGACGCACUUCUCAAGUGGCCUUUUAAUCAGAAGGUGACUCUCAUGCUGCUGGACCAGAACAAUAGGGAGCACAUAAUUGAUGCCUUUCGGCCCGAUGUGUCAUCCUCAUCCUUCCAAAGGCCUGUCAGCGAUAUGAAUAUAGCCAGUGGCUGCCCCCUCUUCUGCCCGCUCUCUAAACUGGACUCUAAAAACUCCUACAUACGUGAUGAUACCAUCUUCGUCAAGACUAUAGUGGACCCCACUGGGCUUUAGACAGAAUUUGAGGGCAGAAAUCUGAUUUUUGUUUUUAUGAACUAAAUUGAAUAAAAUGUCAUUUAGAUCAUUUGUUACCAAAAAGCCUCCUGGAUGUCUUCUUUUAGUUUUGAGACCAGUUGUUUAGAAAGAUACUUCAGGCUGCAGGUUGCGGUAUUAAUUAGAUUUCACGUUGUUUCUGAUCACAAAUGAUCCAAUAACAUUUUAUCUUGUAAUUCAGUUUUCACACCAGCCAGAGGAACCUUAAAAACAACUUUGAGAUUUUUAACAGUGAUCUGCUUUUUUGUGUGAAACUAACGCAGGAACGGGGCCUCGUGACGUUGCAGCUUUUCAUCUUUGUGAGAGACACAAAAUGCUGUGUACUGGUUAUGUAAACUCUUGUGUGCAAAGAAAAGUGCACCCCCAGCCGUACAUCAACAUCUUCACUAGCUUUUUUACUAGCUAGCUAUCAUUAGACUGUGAGACACAAGCUAAUGUUUGCUAGCAAGAAAAUUAUGAAUGGUAAUGUAUAAAAAUCCUUUACACACAGGCCUUGAAUAC